AUGGAGGAGCAGGGGAUAAAUCUGGCCGGCGCCGGCGGAGGGGAGGUGAAGCAGGAGGUGGGGGAGGAGGAGGAGGAGAUCGAGUUCGAGCCGACGGAGGACGAGCUGUGGGAGCUGCUGGCGCGGCACGGCCUGCUGCGGCGCGGCCACGGCUACUUCUUCGCGGCGCGGCGGCGCGGGAAGCGCGCCCAGGCGCGGCGCACCCCGGAGGGCGGCGGGGGCACGUGGAUGCACAGCGGCAACAGGGAGGACCGGUGCUCCAUGACGGAGCUAGGCGUGGUGGCGCGCUGGUCCAUGACGCGCUACUGCUUGUACCGCCGCGACGGGGCGCAGGGGCGGCGGAGCACCGGGUGGGUGAUGAGCGAGUACGAGAUCACGGACCCGCGGUGCUACCGCCGCGCCGACGACGGCGACGAGGACCAGUACUGGGUGCUCUGCCACGUCCGCCGCAGCAUCAGGAAGAACCUCAAGCCGCGCUCCCGGAGGCGGUAGGCUGCCGCGCCUCGCCUCGGUCGCCGGCCGGCGCAAGGCGGAGAGGAUCCCCGGCCGAAGAAUCUCGUUGUGCGUUUCUUGUGUUCGU
Messenger RNA from Triticum aestivum (bread wheat), 580 nucleotides. RefSeq lists its product as uncharacterized. Lineage: Eukaryota; Viridiplantae; Streptophyta; Magnoliopsida; Poales; Poaceae. The transcript is spliced from 2 exons. Gene Ontology annotation, biological process: system development; regulation of DNA-templated transcription. The coding region runs from base 1 to 492 and encodes 163 amino acids. The record is from RefSeq and is a predicted model, not a curated record. Gene Ontology annotation, molecular function: DNA binding.